Molecule: messenger RNA, 855 nt
Organism: Pseudocercospora fijiensis CIRAD86
Lineage: Eukaryota; Fungi; Ascomycota; Dothideomycetes; Mycosphaerellales; Mycosphaerellaceae
Exons: 2
Coding region: 1-855 (284 amino acids)
Molecular function (GO): oxidoreductase activity
Source: RefSeq, a predicted model, not a curated record
AUGUCCUCCCAGAGUUUCUUCAUCACUGGUGUAUCUGCUGGCUUCGGCGCGGAAAUCGCCAUUGCAGCGCUGAAAGCUGGACACAAGGUCGUUGGAACAGUCCGUAACCGAAAGCGUGCGGCAGAGAAUGUUCAGAGAAUCGAGAGUGCAGGCGGCAAGAUUUUGGAACUCGAUGUUACGCAAGCAGAAGCGUGUACCAAGGUCUGGCAAGAGGCAGAGCAGAUCUAUGGCCACAUUGACAUCCUCUGCAAUAAUGCGGGCAUGUCUUAUUUGGGUGCUCUUGAAGACUUUACCGACGAGGAAGCGCGCUCUCAGAUGGAGGUCAAUCUCUAUGGUCCCCUCCGUCUCAUUCGAGCCGCCCUCCCCAGCUUCCGCGCCCGCAAGUCCGGCACGAUCGUGAACAUCACAUCCAUCGCCGGCAUCGACGGUCUACCUUCCUGCUCCCUCUACGCCGCCUCAAAAUUCGGUCUCGAAGGCCUGUCCGAGUGCCUUGCGCGCGAAGUCGCAGACUACAACAUCCACGUCCUGAUCGUCGAGCCCGGAGCUUUCCGCACAAACUUCUUAGGAGCCUUCGUCACCAACAGCAUGGAGACUUUGGAUGCAUACCCGGCCGCGAAAAAUGUGAUCGAUCGCUUCCGGGAUGUUCAUGGAAAGCAGCCGGGUGAUCCUAUCAAAGGCGCAGAAGCGAUUGUGCAGGUUGCGGCUGGGACUGGUGAGGCGGGGGGUUUGAAGGGGAAAGUGCAGAGGUUGCCGCUUGGUCCGGAUUGUUAUAAGAGGUUUGAGGAGAAGGUGAAGAAGUUGGGGCAUGAUUGGGAGGCUGUGAGGGAGGUGGCUUUGAGUACGGAUGGUGUGUAG